This is a messenger RNA of Malassezia globosa CBS 7966, 4719 nucleotides long. RefSeq lists its product as uncharacterized. NCBI's taxonomy places the organism in Eukaryota, Fungi, Basidiomycota, Malasseziomycetes, Malasseziales, Malasseziaceae. The record is from RefSeq and is a predicted model, not a curated record. Bases 1 to 4719 code for a protein of 1572 amino acids. Gene Ontology annotation, molecular function: guanyl-nucleotide exchange factor activity. The transcript has a single exon.
AUGAGCCGUACAAACACGGCUGAGACGGUGGCGGGCGCAACGACAGCUUCCAACGCGAGUGACUCAAGCUCCGCACACCACACGUCGCGGCCCGGCAGUGCAGGAAGCGCAUCUGGCGGAGGCAGUAGUGGGGUGCCUUCAUUUCUAGCACCUGUUUGGCAGGGAUCGUCACGGAAUAGCACGGAUGGCGUGUCAGAUGCCGGUGAGCCGACUUCCGGUCUGCGGCAUGCUAUGCGCCAUGCGUGGCAAAUGUUCCCAGGAUUCCGCCGCGUCACGAACGAUGAUGACAGCGAUGCGCCAAGUGUCGAAGAACAUUCAGCAUCGUCCAAAACAUCGUCUCGUCGGAGGCGCGACACCCAAGAACAAUCACAGCGGACGGUCUCGUUCGGAUCUGACUCCUUCCCAUUCGCUGAGAUGAACCAUCAUGGCGGCGGCGGUGCGUCGCUACUUCAUCGAAAUGACAGUGGCGCAUCUAGUCGCUCCAUUGCAUCCAGUGGUGGCGGCAGUGUGCAUGGUCCACCGUCUAGGAAUGGCUCGUUGCAGCGUUCGAGGCGUGCCUAUCCGAUUUCUGAGAUACCCGAAACACUGCCGCCGCACGAGGCGCCUUCAUCACCGCAGCUAUCGCAACAAGCCAUGCAGGCAUCCCCAUAUCAUCUUUCGCCCAAGCUGGCCAUGACGCAAAUGCCGGUGGCUGUGCCGACGCCCCCCCCACCACCACCACCACCGCUUCCACCUGAGCCACCUGUGAGUGAAAAGCGUGCGAUGUUUCUACGCGCGCGAACGAAAAGCAUCGAUCACAUGCACAAACUGCUCAACUUGCGCAAUUUUGGUAAGGACAAGUCACGCAAAAACAAACGCGAUGCUGCACAAUCCAAGGCGCCGAAUCCAGCAGCACCGCCUCCCUCGUUCCCACCGGCGUCAUCAUCUGCGACGGUUGCCGCCAGUGCUGCCUCCUCAUUAGCUUCAGCACCCUCGCCUCCUGGAUCGCUUCCUCUUGCACGACCGGGCUUUCCCUUGUCGGCGUCGUCCGUGUCGCUUGCUUCCACUCCAGGCUAUUCGCCAGCUGCAUUGAAGCAUGCAUCAACGACAGGCAUGACAGGCACCCCUGUCACGCCGGGUACGCCAGGCACCCCUGGCACCGUCCCAGCAGGUAUAAUGAUGCAGUCAUCGUCAGCCUUACCAUCGCCCCAGUUGCACCAACCUUCUCAUUUGCUCUGGGACGCAUCGGUUCCUUCAAGUUCGUCAGUCGCCACGGCUCCUUCAUCACCACCAGCUUUUAUGCCCUCAACGCCACUGACUCACCGACCCAGUCUUCCUGUACAUUCUGCGCCAUAUGCGACCGACACGUCAUCACAUGCUCCUUUCUUGGCUGCUAGCUCGUCAGAAUCGCCGUCAUCUUCGUCCGCUACAGCUACCAAGCCACCGUCUCCGCCAUUUCCUUUCCCUACGAGUCGCAAAGCAUCAUCGACGACUACGGCCAUGGCUGCACCACCUCUCGCAGCAUCAGUUACCGCUGUCGGCUCGGCAUUGGUACCGUCAGCACCACCGCAGCCGCAGCCGCAGCCGCAUCCCUUCGUCUCACCGACAGAGUCGUCAUCCAAGACCCGUCGCUCAAGUGACCAUGUGCCGUGGAUGCAGGGCACUCCACCUUUGCACAAGCUUCCGACGAUGCAACCCAAUUCGCCACCACCGGACGAGAGUCCAAUGAAGGCAUCAUCGUCGCGUUCUAUGGCUUCCGCCGACACACUGACGUCACUUGCGACAGCAAAUGACUUUUUCGACUCCCGCACUCACACGCCAGAAAGAAUGCGCCAGCGCUCACACAGCGUGCCCGGCACGGCCAUCAGCAUGCCUCAUGAUGAAGCGGCAGCCGCGGCGGCAGCUGCAGCAGUAACGAUGACGUCCGAGUCCGUGCAUAAUGUACCGGACUCGAUGUCUGAUGAUCAGGCGCACGUCGGUGCUUUAGCCCUCGCUCCACAUGACGAUAACGACGAUGAUGCGACCAUGAUGACUGGUUUGCACGACGCUGAAUCGACGACACACGCGGCUGGUGCUUCGCAUUCGUCUGAGCACGACUUGUUUCUCGAGUCUAGGUGGGAUGAAUGGAAUGCGGAUGCUAUGACUACCCCACUCCAUGAACAGGGCGCCCAGGAACUGCUGGACAACUUGGGUCUCGAUGCACUGGACGUCCAGUCGCAGCGGCUGAUUCCGCGUUCCUCGCAUUCGCAGGCGUCCACGGAUCGCACUGAUCGUGUCGAGCCUGUGCCAGACAUGCCGCUGCACCCCGGCGAGGCGUUUGGUGUGGCUCAUGGUGGCACGCCCGUCGAAGAGCCAGGCACCAACUUUGCGACGUCGCCGUCGCCCAAGUCGUCUUGGCCCUCAAGUGAGGCGCGCGUUGCGCCUGCGAGCGACGCGUCUGAGACAACCACAAGUGGCCAGCCGCGCGCGUCGUCAGCCGCCUCACCUGCACGUGGGUCCUCUGAUGCGCCAGCGUCAGCUGAGGCAGCACCGUCGUCGACGUCGUCUGCUGCCUUGCCCGUCACGUCUCUCUCCGGAUCACCCCCGCCUUCACCGCCUGCUCAUGGGCCCAGUUCUGCCCCUGCACUUUCAUCUUCGGCGCCGCCAGCGCCGCCAACGCCGCCAUCGUCUUCCUUGCCGCCGUCGACACCGAUGGUGCCGGCGACCGAGCUCGGCACAUUGCUCGAUUCUGACUCGCGCUUCCGCCCAUUGAACCGCAUGCUUGAGCCACUGAACAUCAAGGCACUCUCCCUUCAGGAAGGCGACACUGACACGGCGUCCAAUGCAGCGCCAACCGUGAACUCAACGUGGCCUUUGCGCUUCAAGCCUCGCAAUGUCGAUGGCGAUACGAUACCUGGCCCGUCUGCACACCCGAGUGGGCACCAUUCCUUUGAUGAAGAGGCUCCGGCAGAGCAGCGGGCCAGCGGCGACGACGAUGCAACACGUGUGCAUCGUGCGUUGCGCGGCUCGAAGUCGUCGAGUUUGCUAACGGCCGUCGCAUCGCAGGCGAAUCGGAUCCGCAAGAAUGCUCGUGAUGCAUGGCCGGUUGUCCAUGACGACGAUCCUGUGGCAUCAUCAUCGACAAAGUCCGAGGAUGACGAUCGUGAGCGUGCCAAAGAACGCAAGUCCAAAACGGCCCAACGUUCGGAUGACGGGGAGUCGUGCCAGCCACCUGCAUCCGCACCAGUGAGUUCGCAAGACACGGCAGCCUCGGCGCCGACCAGCAAGGAAACGGGCAAGCCCGAUACGCCUUUGUCCAUGUACCGCAAGAAACGCAACAAGAGCCAGCCGACGCUUCGGAUCGCGGAUGACCGCGAGUUCCUCGAGGCGCUCGAACAAGUCCGAAUGCAGCACAAGGAACGCAUCGCUCACCGCGAACGUGCACGUACAUCACGCAAAGCAAGCAUGCCGAAUCUGCGUCCGUCGCCAGCAUCACGCCGACCACCGCCGCUCCCCAUGACGCGUGGCUUUUCAGAGCGCACGGAGCGUCCUGGACGCCUCGGUGACGAGCGCAAGGUCCGCUCCCGUGCAUCAUCCGCUGCUAGCCGCUCCGAGAUCGACAGUGCUCGCAUGAGCAUGUCACCUGAAAUGCCAGCCGGUUUGCCCGACAUGUCAACCAGUUUCCUGGAUAUUGACAGUAUCGAGUCCAUGUCUGCAUCGUCGACAGCCAGCGACGAGCCACCAGAUGCUGCCAUUCCAUCGUCGGCCUCAGCUGGUGGCGCAGCAGCAGCAGCAUCACCAGAUACCAUGGAACUGGGCACAGGCGCAUCAUGCGCUCCUGCAGGAGCGCAUGAUGCACCCGAUGACGAUGUCGACGAUGUCGACGAGACUGAAAGCAACGAGUCGAAUGUAUCGGAGCCGAUACCCAAUGAGCUUGGCAUCGGGCACACCACAGGUAAUGUGCCUAGCGCCCCUUUCACGAACGAUGACGACUGGAAAAAAGAAGUCAAGGCGCUCUUCCUCAUCCGAGAGCUCGUGCAGACAGAGCGGAGCUACGCGGCUCAUUUGGAAAGUCUGUUGAUCGUCGUGCUGAAAUGCACUGGCACGUCCUCGUCCACGCGCAUGCAGACGAACGUACUUAUGCCGUCGCAACCGUCAAAUACGUCCCAACGCAUGGCCUCCAAUACGACCGUGCCACCGCAUCUUGUGACGCUGCGUGUCAUGCUGCCGAAACUCAUUUCUGUCAGUCGUGUCCUUGUGUACAGUAUUGAGGAAAGCCCAACGAGCGAAGGUGUCGCGCGUUCUUUCCUGUCCAUUCGCCCACGACUCGAAGAAGUGCAUGUCAGUUGGCACGGCGUCGUCGGCGCGACUCUGCGUGCGAUGCGAGUGACAGAGGCGUCCAAGAGCAAAAGCAAAGGCCGUCUCGGCCGCGUCCCUGUCGCACCGACCGUGGAGGCGGCACGCCGCGCAACGCGGCCUGACCUGUCUUACAGUGAUGCGGCUUUAGACUCGACAUCUUCGACCUCGUCAUCCGAUAAGCGCGAAAAGUCUCGUGCCUACGAUCCGCCGCCAAAGGAGCUUAGUGCUGUUGAUGUCGCUAUCAUGCCAACUCAGCGCAUCCCUCGCUACGUGCUACUUCUCCGUGACCUGCUCUCCUACACCAGCCCUGAUACCGAGGCCUAUGAGUCUCUUAAGCUUGCGCUCGAAUCCGUGCAGGAACUCGGUCAUCGUUGCGACCAAGCAUCUACCAAGACACAGUAG